Messenger RNA from Racocetra persica, 444 nucleotides. NCBI's taxonomy places the organism in Eukaryota, Fungi, Glomeromycota, Glomeromycetes, Diversisporales, Gigasporaceae. The record is from the annotation of a GenBank genome assembly.
ACGACAAAAUAUUCCGAAAUACAACUGCAAAUCUGAUCCCUUAUAAUUCUAAUAAGAUUUCAACUAUUUAUAAGUUCAUUAUUAGUGAUCAACCUUCUUAUCUCACAGAAAAUGAUACAGUUAAAGAACCAAAGUUUCACGCUGAAUCCGAAGCUUAUAAUGACAUUAUCAUUAUACCAACAUCUGAGCAUGAUGAUAUUUUCGGAGCUAAAAUUUACAAGACCUUUAACUGGUUAAAUAAUCAUAAGUUUGAUUACUUAAUAAAGGCUAAUGAUGAUACAUUCGCUCGUAUGGAUACCUUAAUUCGUGAAUUAUAUGAAUUAGGACCUGGAAAAGAGCUUUACUGGAGAGGCUUUGUAUACUGGAAUAUCCCGUUAAAUAACGAAAAUCUUGUACUUCCAGUACUUCCACCUUACACGGAAAGUUCACUCUAUAUUUUAUCUC